UCCCCCGCGCAUGUACCCGGGUGGUGCGGUCCGCUGUACGUGCCGGCCGCGCCGGGGCCGCGGGAGCCGCCAGCGCCAGACGGGCCGGAGAGGCGCUGGAGGAGCUGGACAGGGCCAUACAACCAAAACUCUUUGAAUUGUCUCAAGGGACACUUUCCCUGCUGCUCACCACCCUCCGUGCUGGAGCUCACAGGCCCCACCAGCUCUCGUUUGCAGACCCAUAGGUGCAAGUGCCUCUGAGUGCCAUGGGGGAGCCCAGCAUGGACCCAACCCUUGCUGCUGACAGCACUGCACAGCAAGACUCUCUCUUCAGCAUGACAGAUGUGUUCCUCAUCUCCCUCAUCACUGGACUUUUUACCUACUGGUUCUUCUUCCGCAAGAAAAAGGAGGAAGUGCCCGAGCUCCCCAAAAUGCAGACAAUAGCAGCUCCAGUGAGAGACAGCAGCUUCAUUGAGAAGAUGAAGAAGACAGGUCGAAAUAUCGUGGUUUUCUAUGGUUCCCAGACGGGCACAGCAGAGGAGUUUGCCAAUCGUCUCGCCAAAGAUGCCCAUCGCUACGGCCUCCGGGGCAUGGCAGCAGAUCCAGAGGAGUAUGACCUGUCGGACCUGAGUCGCCUCUCUGAGAUUGACAAGUCCUUGGCAGUGUUCUGCAUGGCCACCUAUGGAGAGGGGGAUCCCACAGAUAAUGCCCAGGAUUUCUAUGACUGGCUGCAGGAGGCUGAUGCCGACCUCUCAGGUCUCCGGUUUGCAGUCUUUGGGCUGGGGAACAAAACUUAUGAGCACUUCAAUGCCAUGGGGAAGUACGUGGACAAGAGGCUGGAGGAGCUUGGAGCGCAGCGCAUCUUUGAGCUGGGGCUGGGAGAUGACGAUGGCAACCUGGAAGAAGACUUCAUCACCUGGAGAGAGCAGUUCUGGCCAGCAGUGUGUGAGCACUUCGGGGUGGAGGCUACAGGAGAAGAGUCCAGCAUCCGUCAGUACGAGCUGGUGGUGCACACAGAUGUGAACAUGAACAAAGUCUACACGGGGGAGAUGGGCAGACUCAAGAGCUACGAAAACCAGAAGCCCCCGUUUGAUGCCAAGAACCCCUUCCUGGCUCAGGUCACGGAGAACCGCAAGCUGAACGAGGGUGGAGAGCGACACUUGAUGCACCUGGAGCUGGAUAUCUCCAAUUCCAAAAUCAGGUAUGAGUCUGGGGACCACGUGGCUGUGUACCCAGCCAACGACUCCUCCCUGGUGAACCAGAUUGGUGAGAUCCUGGGCACAGACCUGGACACUGUCAUGUCCCUAAACAACUUGGAUGAGGAAUCCAACAAGAAGCAUCCCUUCCCCUGCCCCACAUCCUACCGGACAGCCCUGACCUACUACCUGGACAUCACCAACCCUCCCCGCACCAACGUGCUCUACGAGCUGGCCCAGUACGCCUCGGACAGCGGCGAGCAGGAGCGCCUGCGCAAAAUGGCCUCGUCUGCUGCUGAGGGCAAGGAGCUGUACCUCAGCUGGGUGGUGGAGGCCCGCAGGAACAUCCUGGCCAUCCUGCAGGACAUGCCCUCCCUGCGCCCCCCCAUCGACCACCUGUGCGAGCUCCUGCCCCGCCUGCAGGCCCGCUACUACUCCAUCGCCUCCUCCUCCAAGGUCCAUCCCAACUCCAUCCACAUCUGUGCCGUGACGGUGGAGUACGAGACCAAGACGGGUCGCCUGAACAAAGGGGUGGCCACCAGCUGGCUCAGGAGCAAGGUGCCUGGGCAGCAGGGGAGCAGCUCCCUGGUGCCCAUGUACGUGCGCAAGUCGCAGUUCCGGCUGCCCUUCAAGCCCAGCACGCCCGUGAUCAUGAUCGGGCCGGGCACCGGCAUCGCGCCCUUCCUCGGCUUCAUUCAGGAGCGGGCCUGGCUCAAGCAGCAGGGCAAGGAGGUGGGUGAGACAGUGCUUUACUAUGGCUGCCGCCACGAGCGCGAGGACUACCUGUACCGGGAGGAGCUGGCCCGCUUCCAGAAGGAGGGAGUGCUCACCCAGCUCAAUGUGGCCUUCUCCAGGGACCAGGCUGAGAAGGUUUAUGUCCAGCACUUACUGAAGAAGAACAAGGAGAAUGUCUGGAAGCUGGUUAACGACGGGAUGGCUCACAUCUACGUGUGUGGCGAUGCCCGGAACAUGGCCCGGGAUGUGCAGAACACCUUCUACGAGAUCGUGUCCGAGUUUGGGAACAUGAGCCAGCCCCAGGCCGUGGACUAUGUAAAGAAACUGAUGACAAAGGGCCGCUACUCCCUGGAUGUGUGGAGCUAAGAGCGGGGCUGGCGGGGCCGGGGAGAGAACAGGUCCCCAGGCGUGGGCCAGGGGAGCUGGCAAGUGCCUGCUCGCCCACUGCUGCUGUGGGUGACGGUGUGGUCCCCAACCCACAGCUACCCCAGUGUCACUCCCAACCCUCCCUGGGCCUCGGCCUUCCCUUGGGGCAGGCUGGGCACCCAGGGGGUGGAAAGGGUUGAGAGGGGCAGGGGGGUAGCUCAGGCUGCUGUCCAGGAGCUGUGGUGUCACCGGUGUCACCGGCACCUCUGGGUGCAGCCCGUGGCACCAGCGUUGGCCUUGAGGCCAGGGACAUCAGGGACAUAGCCACGAAGGACAGACACUGCCAGGGAGUGCUUCCCUGGACACGAGGUGUUGCCUUAUCCCCGGGGCUGGAGACCAGCCUGGCCUGCAGGGACAGCAGGGGCUGGAGGGGCUGUGCUGGUGCUGGGAUUGCAGCUUUGCCUCCCUCCUGCCACCCCUGUCUGCCCAGCUCUGACAUGUGGGGCUGGCACUGGCUCUGGGCACAGAGCUGUCCCAUGGCCCCAGCAGCAUAUCCUGCUCCAUUCCUGCUGCCUGCCCUGGCUCCAGCAGCAGGGGAAAGCUCCUCUCCCUGUGGAAUACAGCCAGUUUGGAGGUGGGGUCUCAGCCCGUGGGGGCCCUGCCUGCUCCCCUGAGCCCAGCCCCUCCCUCACACCAUGUACGGUCAUUUUUUAAAUACGGUUUUUAUUUUGAACAUCUUUGUGAUUUUAGCAUGGAAAAGAGAAAAAAAAAAAAAAAAACAAAACCAAAAAACAACAACAGAAACCCCAGACUUCCAGGCUGUCCAAUGAUUGUAAAUUAUUUAAAUACAUUUACCCUUGGAAUAAAAA
Messenger RNA from Serinus canaria (Common canary), 3145 nucleotides. RefSeq names its product NADPH--cytochrome P450 reductase. Bases 246 to 2276 code for a protein of 676 amino acids. The record is from RefSeq and is a predicted model, not a curated record. The transcript has 17 exons. Gene Ontology annotation, cellular component: cytosol. Gene Ontology annotation, molecular function: NADPH-hemoprotein reductase activity; flavin adenine dinucleotide binding; FMN binding. Lineage: Eukaryota; Metazoa; Chordata; Aves; Passeriformes; Fringillidae. Gene Ontology annotation, biological process: response to hormone.